UCUGCCCAGAACUCGGCCGGCAUUCAGACGCUCCUCGACGCCGAGCGAGAAGCCUCCAAGAUUGUCCAGAAGGUCCGCACCAAGCGCAUCCGUGAGGCUCGCGAUGAGGCCAAGCAGGAGAUAGCCGACUACAAGAACAACAAGGAAGACGAGUACAAGAAGUUCGAGGCCGAGCACAGCAAGGGUAACCAGCAGGCCGAGGACGAGGCCAACAAGGAGGCCGACGCUCAGAUCAAGACCAUCCAGGAGGCCGGCAAGAAGGGCCAGGCCCAGGUCGUCAAGAACCUCCUCAACGCCGUUUUCGAGGUCCAGCCCGUUGCCCCCACCAAGGCCUGA
This is a messenger RNA of Fusarium vanettenii 77-13-4, 336 nucleotides long. RefSeq lists its product as uncharacterized. Gene Ontology annotation, molecular function: proton-transporting ATPase activity, rotational mechanism. The transcript has 4 exons. Lineage: Eukaryota; Fungi; Ascomycota; Sordariomycetes; Hypocreales; Nectriaceae. The record is from RefSeq and is a predicted model, not a curated record. The annotation marks the transcript as partial. Gene Ontology annotation, cellular component: vacuolar proton-transporting V-type ATPase complex. Gene Ontology annotation, biological process: proton transmembrane transport.